AGUUUAACUAGAUACCUUAUAGGAAAGGACUGUUUCUUUCUUUCCUCUCCUUAAUUUGAUUUUGCAUAGAUUGUUUCUUGUUCUCAUCUUCCAUGGAGAGGCACAGUUUGAACAGCAUUAAAGAUAAUCGCACGAGCCUUAGAGACGACAACAACAACAACAAGGUUAAAGACUCAUGGGACCAUAACUACAUCUGCUCUGGAGGGGAUUAUUUAGGUGGGUUUUCAUGGCCACCAAGAUCUUAUACAUGUAGCUUCUGUAAAAGGGAAUUUAGAUCUGCUCAAGCCCUUGGAGGCCAUAUGAAUGUCCACAGGAGAGACAGAGCUAGGCUAAGACAGUCACCUCCAUGGGAUGGUGAAGGUUCUGAGUUUAACCCUAACCCUAAUCCUAACCCUAACUGCACAUCAUCAUCAUCUCAUGAAAGUAGGCUUCCUCCAUUAACAUACAGGUUCCCUUCAUUGCUUUCACCCACUCUUAAUUGUUUCUCUUCGCUGCCGCCUACGGCUUCUUGUGUUGAAGUGAAGACAUUGAUGGAGUCUCUCCAUGAUCCUUCAAGCUCAUUAGGGGGAGGUACCACAAGGAUGGAAACUAGGAAAUCUUUGUUUGGGGUUGGAGAACUGAAGGGCUUUAUGAUGAAAGAAGAUGAGUACAAGGUUGUGAAUACAGAAGAGAUAGUCAAAUUGGAUCUGGAGAUUGGUCUCUGUAGAGAUUCAAAGGAGGACUUGGACUUGGAGCUUCGACUUGGGUAUUCUUAGUUUAGUCUUCACUACUCGUGUACUCCCUAGCUAAUAUUUCAAUAGUAGUUUAGGUUAUUGCACCAAUAGGUUGUUUCUUAGAAGCUGCAUUAACACCUACAAUGAUAGUCGUUUUGUGUGGGAGGUGAUGAAUUGUAGAACUCAAUCUUUGCUUGUAUUGAAUAUUUGUUGAUCUAGGAAUUGAAUACCUCC
Molecule: messenger RNA, 947 nt
Organism: Macadamia integrifolia
Lineage: Eukaryota; Viridiplantae; Streptophyta; Magnoliopsida; Proteales; Proteaceae
Product: transcriptional regulator SUPERMAN-like
Exons: 1
Coding region: 93-755 (220 amino acids)
Source: RefSeq, a predicted model, not a curated record